Messenger RNA from Delphinapterus leucas (beluga whale), 3720 nucleotides. NCBI's taxonomy places the organism in Eukaryota, Metazoa, Chordata, Mammalia, Artiodactyla, Monodontidae. The record is from RefSeq and is a predicted model, not a curated record.
CUUCUUGCAUCACCAGCCUCAAUACUGUGUCUGGGCAAUUUCUCAAGACUUAUCUGAUUUGCCCUCGGGUCAAAGCCGGGUGCAGAGGGAACUCCCAUUCUCCGAAGGGCGGCCUUCAAGGACACAGAGCCGGAAUCCACGACACCUUGGGUGACAGCCUGUCCCUGCGUUCUGCACCCCAGCCGCUGGGCCCCACGAGCCAGCCGAGCAGUGAUGGCCUCUGAAGCCAGGAGCCCGCAGAAGCUGGGAGAACAGCCGUGACGCGAUGCCCGCUGUGGGAACAUUUCCUCCAGACCGAGGCCGGGAGGGCCCCGGCAUCCCACUGCCUUCUCCAUGCCCCUCUCAGGGGUCCUCCUGUCCACCGAGUCUGCGCCUCCAGUGUCAGACGGGCUCCUUGGUGGUGGACAUUCUGGCUCCUGCCAGCAGGUCACCAGGUCCAGACAGCAAAAACGUACAAGGGGUUAGGACUUGGCACUUGGAGAAGGUUCGAGAGUUCCUGGCACACAGGAAAGACCGUUCUGAGCCCCAUCUGCAAGUGCUUGGCCUGGGGUAGGGUCCCUGGAGGUGGGGGAGAGGAGGGCGAGUGGGUCCACCCUGUCCUGGAGGGGAGGGGACAGUUGCAGGGAGGGGAGGAGGAAGCAUGGCCAGGCCCUUCCCGAGGUGGGAGGGUGCCGGAUUUUCCCCAGGCGUGGCCCGGGGUAUAAAGGGCGCCGCAAGCCGGCUGCAGCCAGGGCAGCCACAGGUACGCCGGGACCGCCAGGUGCGCCGCCGCCGAGCCCGGAACCCAGCCCCCGCUGCGAUGGUGAGCCGCUCCUCUCCCCGCCCUCCAGCCUGGACGGUGCCGCCCGGCCUGCCGCCCGACACCCAGGCUGACGACGUGGCGGCAGGGUCCAGGAAGCCGCCCAAAUCUGGGGGCAAAAGGGAGCCAGGAGCCCAGACACCCCCGGGCCUCCGUUUCCCGACCUGUAGAGGGAGGCUACGUCCCCCCGCCCGCUUUCCACAGGGAGCAGAGCCAGCGGCGGGCAGGGCGGGGCCCCUCCCCGGGGCGCCGCUGACCCCCCGCCGCCUGGUCCACCAGUCCCUCCGUGUCCUCCUGCUCCUGCUCUGGCCGCCCACCAGCCUGGCUCUCCACAGCCCCCCACUCCGGCCGGGGGCCCGCACCCACACAGCCGGGACCCCGCGCUGCUACUCGGCGGCGGAGCUGCCCCUGGGCCACACCCCUCCCCACCUGCUGGCUCGAGCGGCCAAGUGGGAGCAGGCGUUGCCGGUGGCGCUGGCGUCCAGCCUGGAGGCGGCGGGCCGCAGGGGCCGGCACGCGGGAUCGCCGGCCGGGAACCAGUGCCCCGUGCUGCAGCCCGAGGAGGUGCUGGAAGCUGACGUCCACCAGCGCUCCAUCUCGCCCUGGAGAUACCGCGUGGACACGGACGAGAGCCGCUACCCCCAGAAGCUGGCCUUCGCUGAGUGCCUGUGCAGGGGCUGCAUCAGCGCCAAGACGGGCCGCGAGACAGCUGCGCUCAACUCGGUGCCGCUGGUCCAGAGCCUCCUGGUGCUGCGCCGUCGGCCCUGCUCCCGGGAUGCGGCGGGGGUGCCCACGCCCGGGGCCUUCACCUUCCACACCGAGUUCAUCCGAGUGCCCGUGGGCUGCACCUGUGUCCUGCCCAGGUCGGCCCGGUGAUCACUGGCUCGGCUCCUGGACUGGCCUCCAGGGACGCCCCUCCUAUUUAUGUGUAUUUAUCGGGUAUUUAUGUGCCCCCCUGGGGCCCUGGGCAGGUACCGAGGCUCCAGGUCUCUGCUUUGAGACCUGGCCUGGGAAGGGCCCAGUCCCCGGUGCCUGGGGGAUGACCCUGUGCUGGGCAGCCCCCAGCUCGAGAGGCAGUUUAUCCUUUGACAAAAACAGCUGGGCUAGAAGGAACAUUCUCACUCUUCUGGAACUUGCUAAAACACCUACAGAAAAGGGAAAAGGUGUUCCGAUGGCCACCUCCACUUCCUGGCCCCCUGGGCUCCCCUCACCCCAGCCCCCUGGGAGGAACAAGCACCCCUGUGUUUCUAAAACAGCUAUUUAUUUUACACGUGAAUACGCGUUGUCUCACUGCUAAACAGUAUCUCAGAGCACAGCACUGGCUGGCACAGAGGGCAGUGGGUGAAGCCACUCUCUCACCCUCUACCCUGCCUGGUCGUUAACACCCAGCUGGUCCCCCAGGGGCAGCCACUGGCCCAGAUCGUGGUGUGUCCUUCUAGGAAGGUCUAUGCAUGGACCCAGGUGCACCCAGGGCGGGGUUAUGUUUUAACAGAGUGGAGCCCAGGUGUGCCCCGCUGGCCAUGCAGUAGCUCCCGGGUCUGGCGAUGGGACUCAUUCCCAAAGCCCAGCCCUCUCCCCACAGACGUGGGUGUGGCCCCUGGGGACUACCUCCCUACCCCAUGGACAGGUAUCCAGGGGUGACUUCCCGGGGGUCCGCUCAGGGGGACAUGUCUCUGUAGCCUGGCUGAGUCAUGCUCCCCCAACCCCAGCAGAGGCCCAGGCAGCUCUGGAAACCCCCUUGGGCUUCUGUCCACCACGGGUGACCUGCCAGACGAGGGGCAGCCAAGCUAACGGGCACCUCCCAGCUCAGGCACCCAGCCAGCCACCUGAGAACCACCUGACCUAUCACGACAGAAGGUCCUGGCUCAGAGCACGUUUUGGGGCAAUGAGUUCAGGGGCCCAGGAGUGCGUGGCCUCAGCAGUUCUGGAUCAGCUACGAUGCCCGCUUUGGAGCCUCAGUCCCCACGCCUGUGACGCACGUCAGCUCUAAGGGCUGUGGGGCUGCAGGGCAGUUGUCUGCACCCCCCUGCCACUUUCACCUGCUGACUGACACCUACUGUGUGUAAGGCCCAGGAAGAGGGGAGGGGUCUCAGAAGGCUACCCGGAGGAGGUAACCUUUAUCUUGAGCUUGGAAGGAGUCUUCAAUCAGCACUUACUGAGUUUCUGCCCUGUGCCCAGGACCGGGAUCAGAGCUGUGAACAAAAUGGAUAGCUCCCCACCUGCCCCGUGGGUGACCGACCACCACGGCCCCACCUGGGCCGGUUGGUGGUGAAGGGAUAAGGGAAGGGAGAGGGGCUGCAGUGGUGGCCACCUGGGCACCACCUGAGUGGCCAUCCGGGGCCCAGUGCUCCAGGCAGAGGGGAUGGCCUGUGCAGAGGCUGAGAAGGUGGCCUGCCUGUGCCCGGGGGGGCAGUGUGGCUGGAGCCCAGUGGGCGGGGUGACAAGGGCCACAGCAGGUGCGGGCGGGGGCCGGAGACAGUGUCCGUCCUGGGCUAUGGGAGCCUGUGGGCUCCGAGCCGGGCACCGGGCGGGACAGGGCAGUGCUGGGAGUGGCCUGGGAGUGGGGGCGGAGGAACGGUGGGCUGACUGGAUUUAUGCUGAAGACGAAGAGUGUUGGCUGACAGGCAGUGUGCCCUCCAGGCCAGAGGUCCCUAGAGACCCCCAGCUCUGAAAGUGUGAGAGCAGGAGGCGAGCGAUUUAAGGGCUUUUCCAGACUUCGGGGGAGUGGGUGCCGGGGAAGGAAGGGGCUUCCCAGGCUGGGGUGUGAGCUGAAGCCAGGCAAAGCUUCGGGGCCACAGGGGCUCCUGGCCCCGCCAUGGCUACUGUGGUGUGUGUGCGGUGUGUGCGAGGGGGGCAUGUAUGGUGUGAGGGUGUGUAUGUGUUAACUGAACCCACUUUGGGUUCACUCACCCACUGAUUAC